Molecule: messenger RNA, 3891 nt
Organism: Talaromyces stipitatus ATCC 10500
Lineage: Eukaryota; Fungi; Ascomycota; Eurotiomycetes; Eurotiales; Trichocomaceae
Product: VPS9 domain protein, putative
Exons: 3
Coding region: 1-3891 (1296 amino acids)
Biological process (GO): early endosome to late endosome transport
Cellular component (GO): early endosome; transport vesicle; late endosome
Molecular function (GO): SNARE binding; guanyl-nucleotide exchange factor activity; phosphatidylinositol binding
Source: RefSeq, a predicted model, not a curated record
AUGCACCCGUUAAAUCCUUUUCUUCGUGCCUUCUUUCGAAGCACGGUCCCUGGACAGUGUGUCCCGGUCGAAAAUCAUGUGCUCCUAGUGCCAACUACAGAGUCUCUGUUCGGAUCUCGAGACAGAGAUUCCAAUGCAUAUUACUCAGACCUCGUCUCCUCGGAAGAAUUUCUUGGAAGCCAUGUUCUACGAAUAUCAAAUCCGCCCGGUCCGUCGCAUAAACCAGACGCCUCUAACGCCCGAGACUCGCGGGCCAAGGCAAAACAAGUAACGACAGUCAAUGGCCGUACGGUAAUAGUCAAGGACAAUUCAGUGUAUAGCAACAAAGGAUUUAAAUCUCUUUGCCAAGCUCAAAUCCUAUCCGAUGUCCUGUAUCACACGCCGAACCAUAAUUCGCAGCCAUGGCUCAUAUAUUACAUUUCCAAACCCUUAAUCGGGACUUACGACCCUGGAAGAAUAGUCCCCGCGGUUCCUUCGGGAAACCUCCGGACAGCCGCUACUGAAAUUUCCAAUCAAAAUGCUGGAGAUACGUCGAGUAUUCAGAAAAGGGAUAUCAAGUCGUUUGCGGAGCUUCUGUCACAAUUCCCGAUGAUUGCAAGACAGAUGCAGCCAGGUCUCGACAGAUUGUUUCGCGAAUUUGGCAAGGAGCUCGGGAAACCUCUACCACCCCCUCCAUCGGAGUCACCAGCUUCUUUGAACAAAACCGAGCAGUGGGAAUUUGGGGGGAACGAUCCGUCACAAGCAGACAGAUUGCCCUUCAACUCGGAAGAAUACUUCGUCGAUGAUGAAGAUCUCAUGCGCCGCAGUCUAGAAACGGCUGUUACAGCCGCAAUUGACCUUUUCCGUCUAGUUGACAAACAGCAGCUCUCACUACUUGGUGCCACUACCGACCUAACUGGACCUUUAGUGGAGCGACUGAUUGAGAGAUAUAUCGCGCAACAGGUUCACGAGACGCUCCUGUUUCCUCGCCUUUGUACCUUUCGUCGAGCAGAGGAUGUUGAACUCGACACAAGGAUCCGACAAAUCGAGCACAUCGAUGUGUCUCAGGUGGGUAUCGCUAUAGAAGGGGGUCUCUCCGGCAAGAAGGAAUUAAUGAACCGACUCAGUAGAGGUGUGGAUGAAUUCCGAAAGAUGACUGAUGCGACUUGUCCGCAAGAUAUGCUUGAUGUUCUGUUGGCGACAAUCAAGGCCAUUACAAUAGCUGAUGGACCGGACGGAUCCUUUGACUCCUCAGAGAAGCAGGCAUCUGCUUUUACAGUGAAUGCAGAUAUCCUAGUAUCCAUGCUCCUCGUUGUGGUAAUCAGGUCUCAGGUUCGUCGACUUCAGGCUCGACUUCUCUAUAUGCAACAUUUUAUUUUUGUCGAUGAUGUUGAAAGCGGAGAGAUGGGUUACGCUUUGAGUACUUUGGAGGCAGUCUUGACCUACUUGGUCAGCGAUUAUGCUCCGCUUCGCAAGGCCAGCAUGCGUAACAAACGACUCUGGCAGGCAACGAAGACUGGCAACAUAAAAGAAGUCAGAUCGAUUCUGGAACCAAAUGAGAACGGGAACGAUGAAGAUUUUCCUCUAUAUGGCCAUAAUGAUUUCAACCUGGAUACACCUAACGGUGAAGCGAACAACUCUCCGCCGCUUGAACAACAAUCCAUCAGAUUUGUCCUUACCAAUGGAAACUCGCCUGAACCGCACGCAGAGACCGAACUGGAAAGCUCGCCUUUAGAACCUCCGCCUUUAGCCCAUGUAUUUCCAUUCCAAACUUGGACGCAACCCGACUCAAGCAACACUGCUAAGCGACCUCGUAAAAGAGUCUCCAUGGACGUGAGCAGUAUAUCAGGUUCAUCCGUGAUAUCUCUGCUCUCCAGAACAACAACGAUCGCCUCAACAUUCAGUGGCAUUGAAGGCGACACUUCGAUCGAAACACUGAGUCAUACGCACGAUCCUGCUGGUGAUUCAGUACCAAUGAUGGCAGUUGAAAGCCAUCAACCUGGGGUCCUGAAAUACCUUCUCAGUCUGCAAGAAUAUUACUCAAUCGACGUCAUUCUUGAGGAUACGAAUCGAGAUGGCACUACACUACUCAGUGCAGCGGUUCAACACGCGAAUAGAAAGGUAGUCGAUAUUAUUACAGACUUUCUGCUAGCUGAUGCAGAUAUACAUACAAUAAGCAGCUAUCUGGAAAAAGAGGAUGUAAGAGGACGGACGGUUGCACACUACCUGUUCAGUGCCCCUUAUCUGAUGUCAUCGCUGGGAAGUCUUUUACCAUGGCAGAAAAAGGAUAAACAUGGACAGACUCCUCUUUUCGCGAUAUGCAGGUCGUACGAUCACUCCAAUUAUCAAGACAUGGUGAAUGAGGCUUUGACAGUAGCGCAAAGGGCUCAAGAUGAUGGACAGCCUCUCAGAAUCGGCGACCAUGUUGACUUGAAAGGAAACACGUUGCUACAUAUUGUUAGCGAUCCUGCGAUUAUCACGCGAAUCCUAACUGAAUGUGACUGCGACCCGAAUGCGACAAAUGAGAAGAAGUUUACGCCGUUGAUGGUGGCAAGCAAAUAUGGUCGAGUGGACCUGAUGCGGAGACUCUUUGCUGAUCCAAGAGUUGAUACUCACAUUACAGAGAGUCGGGGCUUAACAGCUAUUGAACUUGCAAAAGACGACGAGGUACGAAACAGGAUUGACGACAUGAUUCUAUUUCUGAAUCCUGCCGUGAACUCUGGAGAUGCCACAGGCCGAAUCACCACGGUUGUACGUUCGCUCUUCGUUGAAGACGCGACUGUGAGAUUUAUAUUGAAGUCGGGGGCCCAGGCUCCCCUUGAUACGACUGCUAUCAAUGGCUCAACUACUUACACCAUCACCACUUGUCGACGGUCAUUUGCCGAUUUUGAACACCUGGCUAGGUGUCUGGCAGUAGAGCACCCGGCGUCCUAUAUCCCGAGCAUAUCUGAGGCUCGAAGUCCUUUCCAGAUCCAUUCCAAGCCAUCACGCGCCAUUCUUCAUGAUAUGCAAGGGCGUCUCGACCAAUUCUUGAGGAUACUUCUGACACACCCAACCUUUGCUACGCAUGAAAUGCUCUGGGAGUUUUUCCUCAUGCCCGAAUUGCAACCCGAAAUGAUGAUUGAUAGAUCCCAGCGCAAAGCAUCGGUGCUUUAUGAAAGCAUUUAUGAUGACUAUGCACCUAUCACCCCAGAUGGUAUCAGAGAUACGGAGCAGUUCGUAGCCCAUGCCCAGGAAGUUGUACGAGCUGUUCAUGCCAAUACACGGAGCGUCAUUCGGCGAGGAUACUCGACACAGCAUGCAGCAUUUGACUUUGGAGAUGCCGCGGGUCUGUGUGCCUCUAUUCUCUCGACAUUCAAGCCACCUUCUAACGCCAUCCCUGUCUCGCAUAUUGAUACUUUUGCACAAUACGCCGCUGCUAUGAGCACAUCUUCUUCAGACUCGUCACCUCUCCUUCAAUUCCUUACAACCAUCACGUCUAUACAAAGCACAACGACAGCUGUGUUGAACGCACUGUCUCGUCCUGGCAGACUCAUAUAUACCCUCUCAUCAACAAACCGCAACCUGUCGCGAUCCCGCUCAUCUCUGGCAUCCUCGUCACUACCGAGAAAGUUCAACCUCAACCUUUCUGUUCUGGAAGAAUCCAGACAAAAGAACAUACGAGAACUUGAACAGAAAAUAAAUGACUCGGAAGCCCAGGCAUCACGAUUAUCGCGCGAGAUAUCAUGGAAUAAAGAUGUGGUGGUUAGUGAGCUUGCUGGCUGGACGUCCUGGAGAGAAAACGUUGGUCGGGAUGCUAUUCGAGCAUUUGUCAGAGCAACUGUUGUGCAAGAGAGGGAACGUGGGCGACGACUGGAAAGAUGUCUACGGAAUAUCAAAGAGUUACCAUUUUCGCCGAGUUCGGCAACAUGA